Anastrepha obliqua is the source of this 3019-nucleotide messenger RNA. RefSeq names its product CYFIP-related Rac1 interactor B. Gene Ontology annotation, molecular function: small GTPase binding. Lineage: Eukaryota; Metazoa; Arthropoda; Insecta; Diptera; Tephritidae. The record is from RefSeq and is a predicted model, not a curated record. Gene Ontology annotation, biological process: regulation of actin filament polymerization. The transcript has 5 exons. Bases 987 to 1961 code for a protein of 324 amino acids.
CCGACUGGGUUGAUUUAUUGAAUAUUAUUUUAUGAGCGGUUAGAUUUUUGCAUGAUUUGUUCUGAAAAAUAUACAGAAAUAUAAAAGUGAAUGCGGAUAUAAAAUAUGUGUGUAUGACAUAAGUAUGCACAAUGCCACUAUGUAGAGAAUGUAUUCUAUCAUUGGCACAGUGCAAGAUAACGAGUUUUAAUCAAUGUGCAACAAAGGGAAUGUAAAGAAGGGAAAAGAGUAGUGGUGUGAUGUAUUGAUAAAGAGACCCAGAGGGAGUGAAAUUGUUUGUGAUACCACGGAAAAAUUGCAAAAUUGCAGCAAUGCUAUAAAUUCAAGUUGGAAAGCGAAAUUAAGUAAUGAAACGAUAUUAAUCACCAGAAUUUCUAUUUGUUGUCCAUUCCCUCCUGUAGGGGAAUAGCAAGGGAAAAGAAAAUAGGGAAUAAACUACGGAAAAAUCAAAGCGAAAAACGUGCAAAAGAUAAAAGUGGAUUGAAGUGGGAAAAUACUUAAGUGACGAUAUCUUGACGAGAACUAUUGAAUUAAAAAUAAAAACGGUGACUAUAAAUUAAUUCAAAACAUUCAGAUGGAAGAAGUGGCUUACAGUAUGUCUCUAUCUUGAUAGUAUUGUACGUUUCGUUGUGUGUGAUUCAUUCCGGGAUGACAGCAAGCUGGCAGCUAUAACUCGCAAUUCCCUUAACAUGUGUAGACUUAUGUGUAUUUAUAAUAAUAUACAUUUUUAACAUGAGGCGUAAAAGAUAGUAGAUAAAAAUUGUUUGCCAUCACAUUUAAGCCUGGGUCUUCCUACAUAAAUAGCGGAGUGGAACCUCAGCAGAUAAACCCAAAAAUAAAUGAAUAAAAUAAAAUUUUAUUACGCAGUAUUAGAGAAAUAAGUGAAUUAGAAUAAAACAAAAGAAAAAAACGGUAAACGGAAAACGGUAACAGAAGUAUCUGCUUCGAUACAGAAAAAAGUCGUAGCAGUUAAUUCUCAACGAAAAAUGGGAAAGUUAUUGAGUUUAUUGGCACGCGAUGAUUCAAACUGUUGCGCAGCUAAAUCCUACGAUGUGUUUUUAGACUUUGAAAACGCGGCGCCGACAGAUACUGAGCGUGAGAUAUUCGACGAAGUGGAGCGUGUUCUAAAGGAAUCAGAGAUCGUACUGGAGGAAAUUCAAGUGUAUAAGGGUGCUGGUAAAGAGAUUCGUGAAGCCAUUGCUGAUCCUUCACCAAAAUGUCAGGAAAAAGCUUGGGAUGCAGUUUUGCCUUUGGUGAAGAAGCUGAAACGAUGUUACGAGCAUUCUCUGGAACUGGAAAAGAUUGUCCCGAAAUUGCUGGGUCAAUUGGUUGGUGGCAAGCUGAAUCCCACACAACAUCUGGAGACGCAACAAGCACUGGUCAAACAACUAGCCGAAAUUCUGGAGUUUGUCUUAAAAUUCGAUGAAUAUAAGAUGAAGACACCUGCGAUACAGAAUGAUUUCAGCUACUAUCGGCGCAUAGUUAGUCGACAGCGCAUCGACCAGACCAAUAGCAUGUUGGUUAGCACGGAAUUGGCUAAUCGUAUGUCCCUCUUCUACGCACAUGCUACACCCAUGCUUAAGGUGCUCAGCGAGGCGACGUCCAAAUUUGUCAACGACAAUGCUGACGAUGUGGAGAACACGACAGAAACACUUGGCACAAUGGCCAAAGUAUGCUUGCGAAUGCUUGAAAAUCCUAAAUUACUUCAGCAGAUCGAGCGAGAGGAAACACAUCUGCUGGUGCUACGAGUAAUGGUUGGCCUUGUUAUUUUGUACGAUCAUGUACAUCCGGUAGGAGCAUUCGCACGUGGCUCACAUGUCGACGUUAAAGGUUGUGUACGCUUGCUCCAGGCGCAACCAGCCAUCAAGGCGGAGCCGUUGCUAAAUGCGUUGCGUUACACGACAAAACACCUAAACGAGGACAACACACCGAAGAAUAUACGCAAUCUAUUAGCAGCAUAAUAGUGAAGGCAGUGGCGCCGAUAGCGCAGGAGCAAACCGCCAUCAACACUGCUAUUAUCUUUUCUCAACCACAGUCACUACCGUCAUGGAAUAUGUGUAUCACUAGCAAAAGAAAAACAAUAAUCUUAAUAACAAAUUGAGCGAAAAAUGCAUGGAAUCGUGGUUUUACAUUUUUACAUAUUCACAUACAAACUUAUUCUAAGUAACUAAAAUUCUGUAAUGUUAAUGAAGACAAGUAGAAUUGCCACAAGAAAAACACAAGAUUAGGACAGAAGAAUAUCUGUAGCUAUAGAAAAGGGGUAAAGCCCAGUUUUUAACAUUUAUAAUAUGAACUUAUGGCUUUUAGUGUGCUUUUUUGAUAUGCUUUCACAAUUUUUAAUAAAUUUGAUUCGAGUAGGAAAUUUGCAUUGUACAUCCUGAUAAAAGCGAUGAGCUCAUAGUCAGUCCUAUUGUUAACGUUUUAUAUUUUAUAACAGUAAUAGUAUAAGAGUAGGGAUGGUGCAGAGACAACAUAUCUAUUUUGCAAAGGAACAAUAAAUGAACCGCAUAUAUUUGGUGCAAAAUCUUGAGUUGUACACGUAUCAUAAAUGAAUGCGAUGAAAGUUAGUUAAUGAAUGAAAAAUAUUGUAUUGUGAAAUUAAUUUAAUUAUUUAGAUAUAAGUUAUUAAAUGCUUAUCAGAUAAACUUUAAGUAUUUUUCAUUUUACUGUAGUCGUUCAAAUAUUAUGAAGUGCAAGAGCAAAGAAAACCACAUAAAACCUGUAAAUUUAUUUAUCUUUACAAGUAAUUACAAAUUGGGAAUGGCAGUUAGUUUAAAGUUAAAAGAAAAACAUUCCUUAAUAGUUUGUAUAGAACUUGUACCCUUCAUUAGUUUCUUUAGCCAUCAAUUGUUGUACAGCCCUAUGCAUAGUCUUGCGAAUAUUGCAGAUCAGGUUGAGAGUUUAAAUAUAUGAAUUUACAAUAGUCGCCCGGUGGUAUAGACACUCAAAUAUAUGAAAACUUAAAAGAGCGAACAGCAAAAAUAUACGAAAUAAAUCCAUUAUAAAUUGGUGAACAUUA